Dermatophagoides pteronyssinus (European house dust mite) is the source of this 1136-nucleotide messenger RNA. RefSeq lists its product as uncharacterized. Lineage: Eukaryota; Metazoa; Arthropoda; Arachnida; Sarcoptiformes; Pyroglyphidae. The record is from RefSeq and is a predicted model, not a curated record.
CAUCAUUGGAUCGUUGUCGAAAAAAAAAUAUUUUGAAUUUUGAAGAUUUUUAACGAAAUUUGAAUUUAAAUUUUCUGGCUGAUUUAAUUCAAAUUCCAUCCAAAAGAGAUGAAAAUGUAUUCCAUAUUGGUGACAAUUUUAAUCACAACAAUUACUUUGAGUAAUGAAUGUCCAUUACAUGAUGCAAUUUCAAUGGCACGUUCAUCAACUGAAACAUCAACAACAAACAUUGAUCAAAUUCAUCUGAAUAAUCAAACUCUGUCACGUAUUUAUCAAAAUGUUUCCGAUUUAUUAAAAAAAAUCGAUGAUGGUCAUAGUGAUAGUUUAUUGAUUCAUUUAAAUCAAACAUCAACAAAUUCAUCAACAUUAGCAUUGAUUGUUAAGAAUGAAUCGGAAGAAAAAACAUCAUCAAAAGAUUCGAAUCAACAACAACAACGAUUUCGAAUGUAUUAUGUUCGAUUAUCCGAAGAUCCAGCUGCAACAAAUGGCUAUCGUUUAUAUUGGAAAAUUUUCCGUGAAACCUUUCGUAAUCAAAUAAAUUUUGUUAUGAAUCGAGUUGUUUGGUCACCAGUUCAAUCUAUUUCAAAAUAUUGGCGUCCAAAUUCACAACAACAAAAUGUGGAUCAGCAACAACAAUUUAAAUUACCAUUUACAUUACCAAUCAUUGUACAUGCUAUCGAUCUGCCUGAAUCAUUUGAACCAAAAAUUAUUGAAAUCGAAGAAUUUGAUGAAUCAACAUCAACUAAUUCUUCAUCGGCCAAUAUCACUGAUAAAGGUGAUACAAAUCAAUCAUCAGUCAGUGGUGGUAAUGGUGGCAGUCAAAUUAUACAACAAAUUGCCAAAAAAAUUUUCUUUCGUGCUAUAACAGCAUUUAAAGGUCAUCUUUGGGCACAAUUACCAUCACAAAUUAAUUCAUCACCAUCAUUACGUGAUAUAGGUAAUGGCAACGAUGGUAUCGGUGUAUUUAUUACCGAUAAAGGUGUUCGUAUUAAUUUGAUUGGUGAACAAAAACCUGAUGGUAAUAUUGAUUGGUUUGUGGAUUCAAAAAAAUCAUCAUCAUAGAAGAAUUCUGAUGAAAUUCUGACGAUAAUCAUUUAAACAUCGGAUGAACAAAAAUUUUUGGUCUUGUUAUUUGU